AUGAAGAAGCACAUACAACACUCCCCUAAAUGCUAUGAGGAGUGGAAGAAGCAGCUGGCCCGCUUCACGGUCAAUGUCUUCGACGUUAGGGCAGAUGAUUCAUCUGUACGCGCGCCUGGUGAACCCAUGUCAGAUUCUGAGCUAGAAGAUGUUCCCGAGGUACACUAUGCAGACUCACCGGAGCCUGCGGACCAUGGCAAUGCACCCGAGGCUAGCGGGGAUCGUCGUGCUCGAGUCGAGGAGGUAGAAGAUGAGGGCGACAAACCGCCAUCUUCUUAUGGGCGGUAUGCCGAAGCAUAUCCUGAAGCAGGGUGCGCUGGUGCGGUAUAUCCUGAUAGGGCUCCUACGAAAUUCGAGGACAUCUUGGGAGACCAGAAGGCACGGGGCGCAGGUUUGUACGAUCCAUUUGCAGACGAGCAGGAGUGGGAGUUGGCGCAAUGGUUAGCAACACAUGUGGGCCAAACGGCCACGGAGGAGUUUCUUAAGCUUUCCAUCAUCCAGGAGCGAAUAGCCCCGACAUUCCAUAACAAUCGAGUGUUUCAAUGA
This is a messenger RNA of Gloeophyllum trabeum ATCC 11539, 546 nucleotides long. RefSeq lists its product as uncharacterized. The record is from RefSeq and is a predicted model, not a curated record. The transcript is spliced from 2 exons. NCBI's taxonomy places the organism in Eukaryota, Fungi, Basidiomycota, Agaricomycetes, Gloeophyllales, Gloeophyllaceae. The coding region runs from base 1 to 546 and encodes 181 amino acids.